Messenger RNA from Diaporthe citri, 993 nucleotides. RefSeq lists its product as uncharacterized. The transcript is spliced from 2 exons. NCBI's taxonomy places the organism in Eukaryota, Fungi, Ascomycota, Sordariomycetes, Diaporthales, Diaporthaceae. Gene Ontology annotation, biological process: NADPH regeneration. Gene Ontology annotation, cellular component: cytoplasm. The coding region runs from base 1 to 993 and encodes 330 amino acids. The record is from RefSeq and is a predicted model, not a curated record. Gene Ontology annotation, molecular function: nucleotide binding; oxidoreductase activity.
AUGGCCUCAGGAAGCAAGAGAGUCAAGCCUCGAACACUUGCUGUUGGUGUCGUCGGCAUUGGCCGUAUUGGGCGCCAGCACGCUCUUAAUGCCUUGCACAAUGUCAACCGCACUGAGCUCCUAUGUGCCUGCUCACCGGCCCCUCAGGAUCUGGAGUGGGCUGACGAGCAUCUGAUUCCCUACGGCGUCAAUGUUUACAAGACGUUCGAGGAAAUGGUCGCGGAGCCAGGUCUAGAAGCGAUCAUUAUCGCAUCCACUACGAAGUUCCACCACGACCAGGUUCAGGAGUGCAUCAAACGCGGCUUGCACGUGUUAUGCGAAAAGCCGCUCUCGAUGACCGUACCCGAAGCUCGUGAUAUUGUCGAGCUUUCCCAGAAGAAAGAGAACGCACACCUCAAACACCUUCUACCACCGUAUAUCAUGGCCAACCCUGGCAUCUUCAUCGACACUGGCGUUCACGACAUUGACCUGACAUUUGCGUUUAUGGGCAACGGCCUACGCCCAAAGUCAUGCCAUGCCAUCGGAAACAUCUCACGACACCACAAACUGGCCGAGAUUGCCGAUGUAGACAACGCAACCGGCUGCGUGGAGUGGUAUCCACCCUCGCCUGGGGCAGUUGCUCCCAUCUCGUACUACUUCUUCUCGCGGAUCAUGCAUCACGGCUUCGACAAUCCUACCGAGAUCAUCGGCACGGAAGGGGCGCUCAAGGUCAACCUGCACCCUCACCGCGACCUGAUCACCGCCGGUGACAAGAACGGCGUUGGCAACGACGUGAUGCCUGACUUCUAUGAGCGGUACGAGAAGGCUUUCCUGACCGAGCUGCGGGUCUUCGCGGAAGCGGUGCUGGACAGCAAGCCGUUGCCUUACGAGUUGGACGUGGCUGUCAAGGGCAUGGAGAUUGCUUCUGCGCUUCAGCAGAGCUUGAGGACGGGAAAGAAGAUUGAAUGGGACGAGAAUGGGAAUCUCAAAUCAACCUUGAAAAGCCACAUUUAG